UAUAUAUAUUGUUUGUUAUUUUCAAACUGACGCCACACCUGCAACAUCCUCCGGUGAUUUUAAAGAUGUCUCAAUAUUUUUUUAUCUCAAGAUCUUUAAAAAUAAACACAAGAGUGCUUAGGAUAAAAAUUAAGUUUAACGUGUGUUUAUUUCAACAAUAAAUAUUAGUUUUGGUGUACUGAGUGAUUUAUUUAAAAAUGGAACUUUUGUUUAUAUUGUGCCUUGUUUCCUUUGGGCUGGCCUACGAUAAAGCAUCUUUCUAUGGUGCCAGUUAUAUAUCGUACCCGCUUCAAGAAGCAAAGGGAGUCACGGACAUAAGCUUUAGAUUUCGUACCCAUUUAUCCGACGCCCUUUUACUACUUGCUGCUGGCAAAACAGAUUAUUGUAUGAUACGCCUGGAAAGUGGCAGAUUAAAACUUCAUAUCAAUCUUGGUGCUGGUGAAAGCGAACUAUCCUCAUCAAAAAGCACCUAUCUUAAUGAUACCCAGUGGCAUCAUGUCAGCAUAAUUAGAAGAGAGGCUAACCUGACUAUGAAGGUUGACGACAACGUCGUGAAGAAAAGGCUGCCGGGACGCUUCUUUGAACUAAACAUACACUUCGGUAUAUUUCUCGGAGGGCAAGGCGACUUUUCAGAGCUCUUUCUCGGUCAUAUGGAAAAUUUCCGCGGAUGUAUGGAAGAUGUCUACUAUAAUGGUGUAAAGAUAAUCGAGAAAGCACGUAGUCGCAGUGGUUCAGUUCACGUAGAAGGCGUGACAUGGAACUGUGCACCAGAAUUCGAUGCCGACAUUAACGCUGAUAUCAGUUUUAUAGACGAGGGAGCGUAUUUGAUACUUCCGAGAAUUAAUUCAAGAGCGGGAGGAAGAUGGCAGAUUGAAUUUAAAACGAUCACACCGAACGCGAUGAUCCUUUACAACCCGGGCGGUGGUCGUGGCUCUGACUUCUUGGCUGUGGAGAUAUUAGAGGGAGUCGUGCGAGUGAAGAUGGCGAGGGGACAAAUAGUCCACAACGAUCGGGUCAAUGACGGACAAUGGCACAAAAUGCAUCUGCUGUUUAACCCUUCGCUUAUUGAGCUUUCAAUCGACAAUAUUGCAAUGAGCACUCGUAUAGAGAGCGGCGGUACGAGGUAUUUGGAUCUAUCUGACUCUUUCUAUCUCGGCGGGAUAGAAAGCGAGAAGAGGCAGCGAGCAUUCUCGAAGGGCAUCAAAGCCGCUGAUUCUAGCAUUAUGGGUUGCAUCAGACCGAUCGAGGUAGACGAUAAGAUUUACGGUUUGCCGAACGCCGUUGUAUCGUACGGCGUAAGCCCGAGAUGCGUAUGGUGGUACCCAUGCCACGCCGGUCCGAGCCCUCCCUGUAUACCACGAGCGACUUGCGAACAACACGGCGUCGACCACUUCACAUGCAAGUGCGACUCUGAAUUGUGUAUUAAUCCGGACUACGCUGAGAAAUAUAAGGUAUUCUCAAAAUCGAGCAGCGAAUUAGAAUUAGUAGCGCUUUACCCGUUAACAGUACAAGAAGGUGGGGUGUCGGUUAUAACGACUCAGAACAUCGAUGUUGUGUUGGACCACCACAAGUACGGCGUGCGACCCUCCGGUGUAUUGCUACACGUCGCCCAGUCCCCGCAACACGGCAGGAUCGCCGUGGACUUGUCUUUGAGAAAUCUACCUCAAUACACGAACUACGUUGAAGGGGAAAAGUCUAAGCAGUUCUUUACUCUCAUGGAUCUGUCUAGAGAUAAGGUUCGCUACGUACACGACGGAUCGGAGAAUCAUCAAGAUGCUAUCGUCCUCGAAAUGGAACUGAUACCAGAAACUAAAUUUACACUACCCAGUUACUUGCAAGGUCGUAACACAUUCGUCUUACACGUCAACGUUACUCCCGUAAACGAUCCUCCCGUGUUGAACCUUCUCCCGGGGAAAGUGUUGAGACUAACUCAGGGAACCAGAAAAGUUAUCACAUCGGACAUUUUAAAGGCAGAGGAUCCAGAUACAUCAGCUGAAGACUUACUAUACACAGUGCUGCAUGGAAAAAACGAGGCGAACAGUGGCCACAUAGAAAUGUCCGGGCAGCCGGUGGACUCGUUCACUCAAAAAGACAUCGAUUCUGGAAUUAUAUCCUAUGUUCAUGGUACCACCAGCGACAAGCAACUGAAUAAAACUUCACUUCGUCUCACUUUACAAGUAUCGGACGGUAUUGAGACAAGCGGUCCAGGCGUGUUACGUAUAUCAAUAGUGCCGUUACAAGUGCGUCUCGUGAACAACACAGGAUUGUAUCUAGUUCAUAACUCGUACGCUAUAAUAACGGCUGAAAACCUAACUUUUACGACCAACGCAGAUGAAACUAACGUCCAUGUAAAGUACGACGUCGUAAAACCUCCGCAAUUUGGCGUAGUUGAACGUCUUAGAGUCUUAGAUGGUACCUGGCAAACCGUCGAUUCUUUUACUAGUGAAAUGAUUAAUUUUGGUCGCGUUCGAUAUAUGCAUAUCCUUGGAAAUCCUACGCACGACGAAUUCAAGUUUAAAGCAUCAGUUGGAACGGUACGAACGAAUACGCUUUACGAUUUUCGAUUAACUUUUAUUAAACUCGAAUUAUAUCAAUCGACUAAUGAGGAAUUAGUAUUAAAUAAUACGAGAGAGGCAUUCAUAUCGUCUCAACAUCUCAAAUUUAAGACGAAACCGUUGUCUUUGCCUGGCGACAGAAUAUUGUUUACAAUUCUUAAACCUCCUAAAUAUGGCAUAUUACAUCUUUCGUCUGGGAAACAUCACUUACAAAUGCAUAGUACAUUUUCACAACAAGAUAUAGAUUCGGACCUAUUAUGGUACAGACUUCACAGACGGGCUUAUUCUCACAUACAAGACGAGUUUGCAUUCGUAGUUGGGGCGACUGAAUGCGAUAACAUUACUGGAGUUAUGACAAUUAGACACGUGCCCGGUUCAUCCGUCUCCGAUCAUUUGUCUGGUCGAGUUCAUACAACUUUGGAAAGAUUGCAAGUAAUUGAAGGAUCUAGAAUGGCAAUUCCGGCAACGCAUCUUAAUUUCCGCACCGAUGUAGUAACAAAUUUGGUAUUUAAUAUCACGCAUAUACCAAAACAUGGAAAGAUAGAAGUAAUCAGUGAAAAUUUGAAAAUCUUAAGAGAUAACACGACUUACUUUACAUUGCAAGAAUUGAACACAGAUAGAGUGUAUUAUGCUCACGACGAUUCAGAAAGUAGGCAGGAUUCGUUUCAUUUUAUGGCAUUGAGCCCAGAACCGGAGGACUUUCAAUACGUUGGUGUGUUUCAUAUUGAUAUUAUAUUGAAAAAUGAUAAUAGUCCUGUGCGCGAGAACGAAAAAGUGUUUCACAUAGUCCACGGUGGAGCCAGAUUAAUAACGGCUAGAGAUUUGAGCUAUACCGAUGCAGACUUGAAUACAAAACCAUCAGACAUUAUAUACACUGUUCAGAGAUUUACCAAAGAUCCUCCGAACGGAGGUAUAUUCCGAGCGGAUAAUCCAUCUGAACAAAUAGCUCAAUUUUCUCAAGACGAUAUUAACAAGAAUCUCGUGCUUUUCAAACAUCAAGGCAAGGAGUAUGGAAAGAUGGCCUUUUGGAUAUCAGACGGGCUAUUUGAUGUGAAUGGAAAUUUAGAAAUACAAGCAUCCCCCCCUUUUAUUAGAAUGUAUCCAACCAAUGGUUCUAUUGUUGAAAAUGGAAAAGCAGUUGUUAUAACCACCAGGGACAUGCAGGUGGACACAAAUAUGAACUGUCUGGAAGAAGACAUUCACUAUGAUGUGACACAAGAACCAAAGCAUGGAUCUAUAGAAGUGGGAGAAGGGCGAGGUGCAAUCAGUUUUACUCAACUCGAUAUAGCCGCUGCGAGAGUUUCAUAUCGGCAUCGAGAGCCGAAAACACCAACUGAUGCAUUCAGAUUUAAAGUGAUGUGCUUAGAAGCUUGGGGUGAAGGCAUAUAUCCUAUUAAGAUCUUUCCCUCUAGUUAUUGGGAGUCGUUAAAGGUCUCUACUAAUAAGCCACUUAUUGUUGAAGAGUCUACGAGUGUUAAUAUAACAAAAGAUGUACUUGAAGUAAUGCACCUUCAAAUUGAACCAUCAAAUAUAGUUUAUCAAGUAACAGAAGGACCUUACCAUGGCUGGUUAGAAAUCACUGCCACACCUGGCACAAUAGAAAUGGAGAACUAUAACGAAGAGCCGGUUCACACGAAAAUGUUCGACCAAUCUAUUAUAAACGCUAACAGACUGGUUUACGUGCAAUCAGGAGUUAAUCGAACAAGAGAUCGGAUUAAAAUGGACGUCACAAACGGCAUAGUUUGGCUUAGAAACAUAGAACUAACAGUGAUAAUAAUACCUGAACACUUUUAUGUAGUAUCAUCGAACUUAACAGUGAUCGAAGGAGAAUCCGUUAGCGUUAAGCAAGAUUUAUUUAAGAUAAUUACGGAAUAUUAUAGGGGCAAAGUAGUGUCCUACAAAGUAAUCCAAAAGCCUAAAUAUGGGAAAAUCGUCAUGGGGGAUCAGGAUUUAACAUUACUGCCUGUACUUAAACUUAAUUCGGGAAACAUAAUGUACAUUAAUGAUGGUUCUGAAGAAUCAUCAGACUCCAUCAAACUGGUCGCCAUAACGGAAGGAGGGAAGGAAAGUGAGCCCUUUUAUGUGAGGAUCAGUAUUGUUCCGGUGAAUGACGAACCGCCUAUUGUAGCGGCUAACACUGGACUUUGUGUUUGGGAAGGAGGCACUUUUGUUUUUACAAGGAACGAAUUAUAUGUUAACGACAUAGACACUCCACUUAACAACGUCACCAUCGUAGUGGUAGACAUCGUUUCUGGCUACAUUGCUACAAAAGGAGAUUUGGAAAGUCCCGUUGACCACUUCACGCAAGCUGACAUUGAUAAUAGACAAGUUAUUUUCGUUCAUAAAAAUGGCUCAAAAGGCAAAAUGAUAUUUAAUGUCACAGACGGUCUCCACGAAUUAGCUAAAAUUACUUUUCUAAUUACUACAAAGUCAGUGUCCUUGAAACUAGUAAGGAAGCACACAUUACGAGUGUUCCCUUUAAUGAGAGAACCACUCAAUAAUUACCAUCUAAUGUCUAAAUGCUCAGAUCUUACAAGGAAUAUAAUAUAUAAAAUUGAGAGAGCUCCAGCGCUAGGUAGACUUAUAAUGUUGAACGGAGAAAAUCAUCAUCGAUCUAUCAAACAAUUCACUCAGCAUGACAUUAAUAAUACACUUGUAUACUAUGAGCAUACACAUCCUUUCUCCGAUCUUUAUACAAACGAUUCAUUCAUAUUCACGGUGGAAGCUGCAUUGGCUAAACCUGUGGUCGAUCAAAUUUUCAAUAUCGAUGUAUCCGUCUCAUCAGGCGGUCUUGCUAAAUACGUCUACAUACCAAUCACGAAAGUACAAGAAGGAGAUAAAGUGCCUCUAAGAGUGAAUGUCACUAAUGUGAUAAAUUAUUUGGAAACUCAAGCGGGAGUAAGGCAACCUCAACUCGAAGCACAGUGGUCACAACCAGCUCACGGCGAACUAAAGCCAUACUUAUCAUCACUGACACAGACCCAGUUGGAGAGUGGUGUCGUGACUUACGAGCAUGAUGACUCUGAUUCUCUUCUGGAUAAAAUUGAUAUGGCUCUUUACUUGCUUCCUGACUAUGUUCUGCUUUGCAAUGUAACUAUUUCUAUUCAUAUAGUACCGGUAAAUGAUCAACCGUUUAGACUAUUAACAGAUUCACCGCAAAUACAAGUAGUUCAGGGAGAGAAUUACACUUUGACAAAGAACGAUCUGCUUACGGAAGAUGCUGAUACAGGACCUUCUGGCAUAUUAUACGACAUAAUCAGUGGUCCGACGCAAGGAAGGCUCGUGAUGUUUGAUAAAAAUCACACAAUUGACGAAGCACAAUCAAUAAACAAAUUCACCCAAGAGGAUAUAAACAAUGGCAGGAUUAUAUACGAACAUUCCGGGUUGCUUCAAACUGCCACGUUCUAUUUUAGAGUAUGGGAUGGUCAGUUCAAACCAACUUAUACAGUUUUUACAAUAGACGUUAUUCCGGUCAUACUCAACGCCACGUCUUUACAUCCUAUAUACCUCCAGCAGGGUUCUAAUGUAGCUUCUGUAACUACGGAUCAAAUAUAUGUCGAAACGAAUGCCAAGACACACAAAGUGUGGUAUAAUAUAACAAGGCAACCGGUACACGGAAUGGUUUAUCUUGGAAGAAAUCCUGUUACAUACUUCUCGCACAAAGACCUAAUGGAUAAAGUGGUCAUUUAUAUGCAAAAUGAUAUGACAGUUGCGAACGAUAGUUUUGAACUCGUCGCAUAUGUGCACAAUAGUAACUCCACUUUGCCAUUUAAAAUAGAAGUUAUCGUUCAACCGCUAAUGACUCUAGGGGAUUUAAAGGUAGAUGGCGAAAAGGCUAAGUUAACCCUAAGAAACUUAGAUGCGACUGAGUUGGCUAAACUCACGGCAAGUGAUCCUGUUUACACAAUUAUACGGAAACCUAAAUAUGGAACUAUUAAAAAAAUUAUAAGGAGUUCCGGAGAAAAGACUAGCGCACGAGAAAGGGAAGUAGCUUAUUUUACUCAUGAGGAUGUUAAAGCUGGAGUGAUAUAUUUUGUGACGAAAAAGAAAAUAAGUGGAUUGAAUGGAUUAGAAGACAACUGUAGUUUUUUACUAGCUGCUACAAUAUUCCAGCCGGCCGGCGGAAACGUGAAGAUUUUUCUGGGCAGCCGACAGAAGAAAAAUAUACCUGGGCCAAAUGAUCCAGAGAGUCAUGAAGGUGUACCGGUUGCAAACGGCGAAUCGUCUUACUAUAUGAUGAUAUUAAUGGCGUUACUUGGUGUUGCUCUAGCCAUUAUAGUUAUAUUUGGUUUAAUAAAAUGUCGCCGAUAUCUCAUGAGAGAUCAAAACGCGUUGGUCAAAAUACAUGGACAAAGCCAAGGCGCUGUGGCUCCCAUACCACUGCCAAGACCACCAGAUCAUUUAAUGCCUUCGCCUACACAGGCGACACCGCCUAUUAAAAGAUACGUGUCAUCAGAACAAUCGGUCCACACGGGCACUAGUACUCCUUUACCGUCGGGAGGUAGCGUGGCGUGUAAGGUGACACCACUGGCCGACUCCGGCGUGCCUGAUCUCAACGCGAGGUAUCCUUACGGUGCAGAAGACCAUACCGAUGCGGAAGACUGGAGCAGUUACGAAGCGAGUGAGUCGGCGUACCCUGUCCGCGUUCCGGGCGUGGCUCCCACGAACCCGAUGCUCAGACGCAAUCAAUACUGGGUCUGACCCGCGGACACCUUUACCCUACCGAGGGUACCAAAACAAGUGACCCUAACAACUCAUGACAACUGCGUGACGCUGAACCGACGGCCGCAGAGGCGCGGCAUCGAUCUAGUUCCUACACCGUUCUUACUAAGCAACUACAAAGUCAACAAGUACGCCAAUUGCGAGGUCACUCUAUAGAAUCUAACGUAACACACGUAAGUUUUACACGAGACUUGCAUAUGUGUACGAAAUUUAUAAUCUAAUUUAUAUUUAAAAAAAAUAUGAAUUUUAAAGCAAUCAUGUUCAUUAUACAUAAAAUUACACACAAAUCUAAAAAACUAAGGUAUAAAUAUAUAUGUAUAAUAAUAAUAGAUGGGAAGUAAAAAAAAACUUCAACACAACGAUGUUGAUAGUUUUUGGACACUGAUUUCGCCGUUUUGGUAGAAACGAAAACUGCAACCAGUCCAUGUUUCAUGUAUCUGUAAUUUGUAUAGUUAUUCAGAGGAUAAUGCUUAAAGGGCGUUUCCACUAAAAUAGUUGGCAAUCUCUGUGUUCGUAACUAUUUUCAAUACUUCAGAUUUUUACUACCAAGUUAUACUGUGUUCACACUUAAGUAAAAUAAGUCUAGUUGUGUAAGGUGUACACAUUGAGCAGCCCGUGUGCUGCUAUUCUCUCAUAACAGAAAACUUGGAAAUUUUCCUUUUGUGUGGACUCAGCGUAAUGUAUUUUAUCACGGCUCAAUUUACACAUAUAUUAAACAACAAACAAUUUACUUCCUCAAAAAUACCAAAUUUAAAAACUACGAUACUGAAAUAUUUGUUGUUAAAUGUCUAUAUUAUGAUAAAAAAAUUGUAUAGUACCCUUCAAUAAAUAAUGCACAUCGACUUUUGAAGAAAAGACAAUCGGCCAAUUUCGGCUUCGUAGAGCGUUAUCUCUGUCGCACGAAACACUAACAGUCCGGUAUCCAGUAGGAGUUGUUAAAACAAUUAUGAGUUUCUGUGUAAUUUAAUAAAAUACACGCAAGUGUUUCUAUAAAUGCUGUCUUGAGGUUGUGGAAAAAUAAAAUGAAAAGAUCACGUUUUAUAUCAUGUUGAUGUAUUUGUUUCUGAUACGCACCCGGUCUGGAAAACCCUCCCGACCUCCGUUUUCCCCACCACCUACGAUAUGGAUACCUUCAAGUCUAGAGUGAAUAGGCAUCUUCUAGGCAAGCGCACUCCAUCUUAGACUGUAUCUCACUUUCCAUCAGGUGUGAUAACAGUCAAGCGCUAGCCUAUUCAUUUAAAAAAAAUCAUUCUAUUGAGAGGUACUAUAUAUAGUAACGAUUUGUCACAUGUCCAUAUGUCCUGUGUUACUAUCCACGUUUAUAACUAAUCCCAAUUGAAGGUAUUAAUUAAUUAUGAUAAUCAUUUCGAUUUCUAAUUGAUAUAACAAAUCAAUAAGUUUGCAUGACCGAUCCGAUCGUCAGACACGGAUUGUAAAUAAAUUAGUAAAUUCAGUGAUGAGUUAAGGAUUAUAAUUUGUGACGCUAUCGAUAAUGAAAUAUAAGAAAUAUAAAGGGACAUUACAAAGUAUUUUAUUAUAAAUUAAAUGACGCAACAUUUUAACACACAAAUUAAUCACAGAAAAAAUAUAUGCAUAAUUACAACAAUAAUUCUUAAAUAGCCAAAUCUGUAAUAUGUAUUUUAAUAGAUUUCAA
This is a messenger RNA of Nymphalis io (European peacock), 8931 nucleotides long. RefSeq names its product chondroitin sulfate proteoglycan 4 (gene kon). The transcript has 25 exons. The record is from RefSeq and is a predicted model, not a curated record. Bases 198 to 7256 code for a protein of 2352 amino acids. Lineage: Eukaryota; Metazoa; Arthropoda; Insecta; Lepidoptera; Nymphalidae.